AAACAACACAAACGCCAUCUUGACAGCUCCCUCAAAAUGGCAGAGAGAUGUGGGGCAGGAACCGAACCCGAACUAAGAGGAGUCCGUUUCUCCGGUUUUCAACUGGACGCGCUUUUUGUUCGGUAGUUGCGGUGUGAUGGGGUUGAAGUCUGGUUGGGCCGCAAACAGCCACUAAGAUGGAUAUAACGACGGCUGUUUUCAACGCCGCCAGAGACGGUAAACUGAAACUUAUCCAGAAGUUACUGAGCAACAAAAGUCCCGAGGAAUUGGAGGCUUUAGCCGAAGAGAAGACCCACGGGGGCACCCCGCUGCUGAUAGCCUCUCGGUAUGGACACAUAGAGGUUGUUGACUACCUCCUUGAACACUGUAAAGCUAACGUCGAGCUCGGAGGCUCCGUCAACUUUGACGGCGAAACCAUCGAGGGUGCGCCGCCGCUGUGGGCUGCGUCUGCCGCGGGUCACCUGCCGGUGGUGAAGACGCUGCUGAAACAUGGAGCCUCAGUGAACAACGCGACUCUUACUAACUCAACCCCGCUACGAGCUGCCUGCUUCGACGGCCACCUGGAGAUUGUCCGCUACCUGGUGGAGCACAGAGCCGACAUGGAGGUGGCCAACCGACAUGGACACACCUGCCUCAUGAUCUCCUGCUACAAAGGCCACAAGGAGAUCGCCAAGUUCCUUCUGGACCGUGGUGCGGAUGUCAACCGCAAGAGCGUGAAAGGAAACACCGCCCUGCAUGACUGUGCAGAGUCUGGCAGCCUGGACAUCAUGAAGAUGCUGCUGAAGUGUAACGCCCGCAUGGAAAGAGACGGAUACGGGAUGACACCUCUGCUUGCAGCCAGUGUCACAGGACACACUAAUAUUGUAGAGUACCUCGCACAUCAGCCCCGCACCUCCAGGGAAGAGCGGGUGGAUGCUCUUGAACUCCUUGGAGCUACUUUUGUGGACAAAAAGAGGGAUCUGCUGGGUGCGAUGAGGUAUUGGAGAAGGGCGAUGGAGUUGCGGCAGCCAUGCGACAAAGCUGGUUCCUUGACUAAGCCCCCACCUGGACCUCCCAUCCCUGCUUAUGGCUGUGCACAGGAGGUGAGCACAGCGGAGGAACUCGAAGCUUUAAUAACUGACCCUGAUGAAAUGAGGAUGCAGGCCUUGUUGGUUAGGGAGCGCAUUCUUGGACCUUCCCACCCAGACACCUCCUAUUACAUCCGCUACCGGGGAGCAGUCUAUGCAGACUCUGGCAAUUUUGAACGAUGUAUCAGCCUCUGGAAGUACGCGCUGGACAUGCAGCAGAGCAACCUGGAUCCUCUCAGCCCAAUGACGGCGUCCAGCUUCCUGUCUUUCGCAGAGCUCUUCUCCUUUGUCCUCCAGGACCGCGCCAAAGGCACCUUGUCGACACGCAUCAGCUUCCAGGAUCUGAUGACAGUGCUGGGGAAAAGUGUGAGAGAGGUGGAGCGGGCAGUGGCGCAGAGCACCAACCCACCAGAGGCACCCCAGUUCACCAAAGCCCUUUCCAUCAUCCUCCACCUCCUCUUCCUGCUGGAGAAGCUGGAAUGCACUCCGGAGCAGGAGCACCAGAAGAAGCACACUGUGUACCGUCUCCUGAAGUUGAAUCCACGCGGCAGGUGUGGCUACACUCCGCUUCACAUGGCCGUUGACAAAGAAACCACUUCCGUUGGUCGCUACCCGGUCGGCCGCUUCCCAUCUCAGGACGUGGCGUCGCUCCUUCUGGAGUGUGGAGCCGAUGUCGAUUCUCGUGACAACGACAACAACACUCCUUUGCACAUAGCCGCUUGUAACGGCUGUCCGGAAAUUAUGGCAGUUCUUAUGAAAGCAGGGGCUCAUUUCGAUGCCACAAAUGCACAAAGAAAGACAGCGUACGAAUUGUUGGACGAGCAGAACACAGGACAUCCAGCUCUUUACCCACUGAACUACGUCACCCUUCAGUGCCUCGCUGCACGUGCCAUUGAGAAGCACAGACUUCCCUACAGGGGACUCAUCUCUGAGGAGAUGGAGGCUUUUAUUGAGCUGCACUGACUGUGGUGGAGUUUCCUGCACUUCCAUUUGUCCCCUGCAAUAAUCGUUUGGUCCAGACGGAGAGCAUUUCUCACUCUGUUUGAAGUCUAUCAUGAGGUCAAGUUAAAAAAAAAAAAAAAAACGAAUUUACACCUCCGAAACAAUGGUGCUUUUGUUGGGAAUGUUUUGGGUCAAAAACAUGCCUGAGUUGAAUCGUGUGCAGUAGAUGUGAAUGAAAACGGGAUGUUUGUUGACUUGAAUUGAGGCAGUUCAACGCACAUAUUGUCUGAUGAUGUGUGGUUCAUGAGUGAUGGCAAACAGCAGUCGUGAGCAAAUACACUCCGACCGCCAAGCCAGUUUAAUAGCGACACUAUGUAGCUCGCAUUUGAAAUGUCAACAAAUCUUCAUGACGUUUUCUGAAGUUUCCCAAGUGUUUUUUUUUUAAGCUAAAGCUGAUUUCACUGAAUGAGGUCAUAUCUUUUAUUUCUUCUUGCGUGUAUUUAAAUCUAAGAUGUUCUUUGUAGCGGCGGAACACAAGGCUCACUCCUAUUAGUCUUAUUUUAAAUGCUGUGUUUUGUUCUAAGGAAGAGUGGUGGCCCUCCGAGGUUAAAUGCCAGUUAACUGAGAUUUUAAAUCCAAAUGCAGCUUCAAUUUUCAGGCUUUGAGUUCUCUCUUUUUCUCAAGGGGUUUGCGUAAAGGAUGAUGAAUCAGAAACUGAAGGGUGUUGGAGAUAUCUGAAUAAAAUUCAGUGUCGCAGCAAAGAAAAACUGUCUGUGUUUAUGUGAAGAAAAUGUGGUGUUUUUAUUCGUUUAUAUACGUCGUCCGUAGUCAACUUUCAUUUCAUUUCUUAAAAUGAGCUUCAGUGUCGUAAAAGUGGCACAUUUUAAUAGUCGUUCUCAUGCAGACUACACCAUCAAUCCAAAUGCACCUCUGACAAAGCUAUAUGGAAAUUCAGCAUGACAGAAACGUGAUCUUUUUUCAGAGUCAUGCCCAGCUCAAAUAUAAAUAGAGAGAAAUGAACGUCACUGCUGCUGGGCAGUGAUCGAGACGAGGAAGUAACCAUGCUAAUUUUAGGUGUCUUUUUCCCAGCAUCAACGCUGGAAAUGGGAAUGGUGUAACUUAACCCCGACAAGUCACGGGGUGACCCGCGGAGACGGCAUGCAGAAAACAAACAACUCAUUAUCCAGAGCGGAAACAAUGUGGGCUCAUGUUUUCACCGAAAUAUGGUGUCAUUUGCUGGUUUAUUGCAGUGAAAAUGUCUUUAUUUUUCUGCUUUAGAAAUUCACAUUGAUGUGGAGAGUCCAGUUUAAAAGGGAUUUUAAAAACAUAUUCAGAAAAGUAUUAUUGAAAAAAGUAUUUUAUUAUUUCAUUUACUUAUUUAUGUUGAUGACCAACAAAUUAUGAAUGGAUGAAUGAAAUACGUGACUAAAAAAAGCAUCAAUGCAAGGUUUUGGAUCAAACUGUUGGUUCGCUAUAACAGGCGACAACACAUCACCCCACAUUUAGCGUCACUCUAUUUGUCUGGUGUCCAUUCAAGGAUUGAUUCUAAGACUUUUAGAGCUUAGCUGGUCCUGUCAACAGCUAUGUAAAAAAAUGCUUUAAAUUUCUUCUUUUGAUUUUUACUCCUUGGAGCAGCACCUUUAACUCUGGCGCCUGAGGAGAUGUGAAUGUGAACAAAUGUGGUGGUGGAUUUGUAA
Molecule: messenger RNA, 3706 nt
Organism: Synchiropus splendidus (mandarinfish)
Lineage: Eukaryota; Metazoa; Chordata; Actinopteri; Syngnathiformes; Callionymidae
Gene: fem1a
Product: fem-1 homolog a
Exons: 1
Coding region: 177-2030 (617 amino acids)
Molecular function (GO): protein binding
Source: RefSeq, a predicted model, not a curated record